GUAAUGCAAGGGGCUGGGCUAGGCACGUGACUCCAAGGAGGCGGAGACUGGCAAGCCAGAGAGCGGACUGGCAGGCUCAGGAGGGGUGCGGAGUGGGUUCGAUCUGAAUAAUUGAGGAGCUGUUCAGCAGCAGCCGCUGCCUCCUGCCUUCCUUUGCCGCCACCACCGCCCCCAUUGCAGCCGAGAGACGCCCCGCGCUGCAAGUGCAGACCACGGGCCAGCAGCAGACAGGCCGUCACCUCCAGCCUCUCUGACAUUCAUGCUGAAGACAAGGCUGCUUUAGGUCCCUCUGGACCUUUCCUAAAAGGACAAGCGCACCUCACUCCAUGAGUUCCAGAACCAUCCACUAAGGCUUCUGUAGCCCCUUUGCAUCAGCUGACCUUCACUACAAUAUUACUGCUCAAGAUGAGCAGCUUCCUGGCCUCACUGGACCCCCGGCGGGUGCAGUGGGGGGCUGCCUGGUAUGCCAUGCACUCUCGGAUCCUGCGCACCAAACCUGUGGAGUCCAUGCUGGAGGGAACUGGGACCACCACAGCACAUGGCACCAAGCUGGCGCAGGUGCUCACCACCAUGGACCUCAUCUCUCUUGGAGUUGGUAGCUGUGUGGGCACUGGCAUGUAUGUAGUAUCUGGCCUCGUGGCCAAGGAGAUGGCAGGACCUGGUGUCAUUGUGUCCUUCAUCAUCGCUGCUGUGGCAUCCAUAUUGUCAGGUGUGUGCUAUGCAGAGUUUGGAGUUCGAGUCCCCAAGACCACAGGAUCUGCCUACACCUACAGCUAUGUCACUGUUGGGGAAUUUGUGGCAUUUUUCAUUGGCUGGAACCUGAUCCUGGAGUACCUCAUUGGCACUGCAGCUGGUGCCAGUGCUCUGAGCAGCAUGUUUGACUCCCUGGCAAACCAUACCAUCAGCCACUGGAUGGUGGACGCAGUGGGGACCCUCAACGGCCUGGGGAAAGGGGAAGAAUCAUACCCAGAUCUUCUGGCUCUGGUGAUCGCUGUCAUUGUGACCAUCAUUGUGGCCCUGGGCGUGAAAAACUCUGUGGGCUUCAACAACGUCCUCAACGUGCUGAACCUGGCAGUGUGGGUGUUUAUCAUGAUCGCAGGCCUCUUCUUCAUCAAUGGGAAAUACUGGGCUGAGGGCCAAUUCUUGCCCCACGGCUGGUCAGGGGUGCUGCAAGGAGCAGCCACGUGCUUCUAUGCUUUCAUUGGCUUUGACAUCAUUGCCACCACUGGAGAGGAAGCCAAGAACCCCAAUACGUCCAUCCCUUACGCUAUCACCGCCUCCCUGGUCAUCUGCCUGACAGCGUAUGUGUCUGUGAGCAUGAUCUUAACCCUGAUGGUGCCGUAUUACGCCAUUGACACGGAGUCCCCCCUCAUGGAGAUGUUUGUGGCCCACGGCUUCUAUGCUGCAAAGUUUGUAGUGGCCAUUGGGUCGGUCGCAGGACUGACAGUCAGCUUGCUGGGCUCCCUCUUCCCAAUGCCCAGGGUCAUUUAUGCCAUGGCUGGUGAUGGGCUCCUUUUCAGGUUCCUGGCUCAUGUGAGUUCCUACACAGAGACGCCAGUGGUGGCCUGCAUUGUGUCGGGGUUCCUGGCAGCUCUUCUCUCGCUGCUGGUCAGCCUGCGGGACCUGAUAGAAAUGAUGUCCAUCGGCACACUCCUCGCCUACACCUUGGUCUCUGUCUGUGUCUUACUCCUUCGGUACCAACCCGAGAGUGACAUCGACGGUUUUGUCAAGUUCUUGUCUGAGGAGCACACCAAGAAGAAGGAAGGCAUCCUGGCUGACUGUGAGAAGGAAGCUUGUUCUCCUGUGAGCGAGGGGGAGGAGUUUUCUGGCCCCGCCACCAACACCUGUGGGGCUAAGAACCUGCCAUCCUUGGGGGACAAUGAGAUGCUCAUAGGGAAAUCAGAUAAGUCCACCUACAACGUCAACCACCCCAACUACGGCACUGUGGACAUGACCACAGGCAUAGAAGCUGAUGAAUCAGAAAACAUCUAUCUCAUCAAGUUGAAGAAGCUGAUUGGACCCCGUUACUACACCAUGAGAAUCCGGCUGGGUCUUCCGGGCAAAAUGGACCGGCCCACGGCAGCAACAGGGCACACGGUGACCAUCUGCGUGCUCCUGCUCUUCAUCCUCAUGUUCAUCUUCUGCUCCUUCAUCAUCUUUGGCUCCGACUACAUCUCGGGGCAGAGCUGGUGGGCCAUCCUUCUGGUUGUUCUGAUGGUGCUGCUGAUCAGCGCGCUGGUGUUUGUGAUCCUGCAGCAGCCAGAGAACCCCAAGAAGCUGCCCUACAUGGCCCCCUGCCUCCCCUUUGUGCCUGCCUUUGCCAUGCUGGUGAACAUUUAUCUCAUGCUAAAGCUCUCCACCAUCACAUGGAUCCGGUUUGCGGUCUGGUGCUUUGUGGGUAUGCUCAUUUAUUUUGGGUACGGCAUCUGGAACAGCACCCUGGAGAUCAGCGCUCGAGAAGAGGCCCUCCACCAGAGCACAUACCAGCGGUACGACGUGGAUGACCCCUUCUCAGUGGAGGAGGGGUUCUCCUACGCCACGGAGGGGGAAAGCCAGGAGGACUGGGGUGGGCCGGCUGAGGACAAAGGGUUCUAUUACCAACAGAUGUCAGAUGCGAAGGCAAAUAGCCGGACCAGUGGCAAAGCGAAGAGCAAAAGCAAACACAAACAGCACUCAGAGGCUCUGAUUGCGAACGAAGAGUUAGAUUACUCUCCAGAGUAAGAGCAAACGCACAGGCCAGUAGAAAGGAUGAUUGAUGUUUCACUAAUCCAACCUGUGGGCUAGAAGGGGAAAACGUCUUUUGACUCUCAUUUCACAAAUCCAGCCUUCCCCAAAGUCAGUCCCCAAGCAUAACCUAUCACUUGCUAUUUUUGCUGUUCAGGAUAGUUCUGUUGAACGGUUUUGCCCAGUGCCCUUAACUGGCCCCCUUGUCAAAAUAAAAGUAAAAGUAAAAAAAACAAUCAAAAGGCUACAAAAUUCUGUUAGUGAACCAUGAGAGCUAAUGGUAGCGAAUGUUUUCUAGCCUUUGCUGGGUCCAUCUUUUUUGCUUCUUACCAAGACCCCAGGAAACAAAAGGCAAGCUUUGCCAACCGCACAGAGGAUGCAGCCCCCCCAGAGAAACACUGAAGUAGGUGGCCGCAGAUUCAAACCAGAGCAGCCUUCCAACCACCGGAGGCCUCAAAGGCAAGGCUCUGUUCUCAGCAGACCUGGGAGCAGCUCCCCUAGGUGGUGGGGGCGGGGAUGAAACGGUUCCUGUCAGGACUUCCUCAAACAGAAAUGCCCACCUGUGUCCUGAAAUCUCACCUCACCAGAAAUCAAGCAUGGAGGAGACAUGGGCUUCUUAUCACUCACCAAAGUUCUUAAAAGUUUCCAACUCUAAUUUUAUAAUCCAGGAAAGAUCAGAUCAAGGACUAUUUCCCCUAUAAAGCAAUCGUACAGACCCAAUAGUGUGUAUUACCAGUCCCCAUGACUGACACACAAGGCUUCAACACAGCAGAUAAACAUCAAUUGAAACUACAUUUUUCAAAAGAUAAUGCUUUUAGAUAAAUUAUCAUGCCCAUAGCUAAUAUGUACCAUUGUAUUGCAAUAAGUACAACUUUUUAAAAACCCUUUUACUGUUCCAUAUUAAUUUUGUGGAACCCUGGCUUCCUGGGUUCAUUUCAACAUAAAAGAAAUAGCAUCAAAGCUUUACUUAAAUGCCCCCCUCCAAAAAAAAGACACCUUAAAUAACGAUCUCUUUCAUAGAGGCCAGAAGGACGUUGGCAGAAUUGAGCUGUCUGUCAUGCCUUCCCUUAUGCCAGACUCUAAGCUCCUGCUGAUAUGGUAAAAGGGGUCAGAGGUGGAGUGUGACUUCAUGGCGCUGAUAUUCCUAGAAGAAGUAGGCUAUUUGUUUUAUAAUCAGAUAAAAAUAUUUGCAAAGAGAAGUAACCCAGUCACUGAGAUCACAUUGCAAAUCCUGCUUCAUAUUUCUAAAAUGAUAAAUUCGGUAGGCUUUUUUAAGAUAAGCAACAACUUGAUUGCAUAAUGAUGCCCUGAAAAGCAAGAGAUGUGGCAGCCCAGCCACUCAGGUCAUCACAUUCCUUGAGAUCACUUUUCCCCCUCUGAACCCUGCUCUUCUCGGCUAGCUCACUUUCACAAUACUUUUCCUGUUGUUUCCCAAAGGCCCAGAGAAAUAGCUACCUGGUGAGGUUUAAGUGCAAGCCGUCAAAUGGGUUCCUAAAAGAAUGUUCUGAAACAGGAAAAGUGAAAUGCAACAGAAAAAAAAAAAUACAUGAGCUGCAAAUUCUCCUUCGGUGUCUCUUGUAUGUGAAGAUGAUGUUUCUCACGCUAAGAUUGUGGUGAGAAUUUUCUGAAAGGGAAGCAAAAGAGUAAAUUUAUCAUCCUGCCAAAAGUUUUCCUGAAUGUUGACUAACAUUUAAAUAUUUUCUUUCUUGAAGUCUAAGACUCAGGCUUUGUUGACAUGCACUGGAGCUGCAGAGAAGAGGUAAAAGCCUGUUUUCCAUUGAACUGUCUGAAAUACACCAAUGGCCGAGGGAUGGGCAUGAGGAGACUUGUAACUUCUGCCCUUGGAGCUCAGGAUUCAGGGAGGAGCCUGAUGUAGAUAAAACAAACUUGACCAGUCCCCAUGACUGACACAUAAGGCUUCAACAUAGCAGAUAAACAUCAAUUGAAACUAAAUUUUUCAAAAGAUAAUGCUUUUAGAUAAAUUGUUAUCAUGCCCAUAGCUAAUAUGUACCAUUGUAUUCCAAUAACUACAACUUUUUAAAACGCUUUUACUGCUCCAUAUUAAUUUUGUGGAACCCUGGCUUCCUGGGUUCAUUUCAACAUAAUGACUGACAAAGCUGUGUUUCCUCUUGCCUGAUCUUAACAAUCAAGAUGCAGUGCCUGGUCUGUGACAAAUAACCUUGAGGAUUCACUGUAAGAUAAUGAUGAGUCAUGUUUGUGAAAACAAUGUUUUAAACUAGUUUAAGAAUCUGCCUAGUUUAAAUACCCUGUUAAGCUGAAUUCACAUCUAGAGAGAAGAGUGAUGUUGUCUUCAUUUAAUAUGUUUAGGAGAAAUGUGGUUGCAAAAUGGCAAAGUCUAACAUGGGUGAAAAGUUUCCUUUUACUAAUGAGGUUCACGUGUUAAAAUUGCGACAGUCUGGCAGCAGGUGUGAACAAUCUCUGUAGCGUAAGAAGAGCCCAGGCUUUAGUUAACACCAUUGGUGUUGAUGGUGUGAAGACCCUAGGGACCAUUGUCAUGUCUUCUAUUGAAUGGAGCCAUUUUCCCUAAUUAGUAGAUUCAGUUAUUAUUAAGCUUUGCUUCCUUCAUUGUUCUAAAGUUAACAGGUCAUCUUCUUAGCAAUCUUGCUUCAAAAAGUAUCAAUAUGGUUAGGAAAGUUUCUAAGGUUUUCUUCAUGUUUCCCAGAUCCUGUGAUACAGUCCCAGGUUUCACAAGACAGUUUAAAAAUACUAUCAAUCACUAGAAUGAUAACAUUAGGGUUUUCCUAACAGAUAUCCGAACACCGUAUUUGCGGGACUGCAUUAAAAGUCAGAUCACCUUAUAAAUAAUUGUCUUAGGCGUGCUCUUCCUGUGAGAAUUCUAUGUGUCCCUUUGUGAUUUGGAGUCAAUUACUCGAUUUUAUAUUCUAUUUAUUUAUUGAUAUUCUGCACCAUUUCAGAACAUUUGAGGCAGCCAUUAAACACAUGUGCUCCAAAACAAAACUUAUGUGAAGAACACGAUCAAAACUGAAGUAGAACGCUGGGCGUGAUGGCACACACUUUUAAUCCCAGUCCUCGGGAGGCAGAGGCAGGUGGAUCUCUGUGAGACCGAGGCCACUCUGGUUCACGUUGUGACUUCCAGGCAGACUGUGACUAGGGAGACUCUGUCAAAAAACAGUGAACAAAAAGAAAAAGAAAAAAAAAAACAGAUGUAGAAAGAAUAACAGAACCAGAAGUAUGUUUCAUGCACAUGCACAAAUGCAGAGCCCUACAUUUUUCAAUGAGGGGCACCUUUAAAAAGUAAUAGAUUCAGCAGUAUGUCAGCAAGUAUUGCUACAUGAAUAAAAAUAAGCCUUUCCCCGUGAAGACAGAUAGUUAAAAUAGCACAGGCCACUGAAGUUGACGGAGAGCGUCAAACCUAGAUUAUACUAGCUACAGCACCUGAUGGAUAGUGGGUACCAAUAAAUACCUGAUGAUUGGAUGAGUGAAUGAACGAGUGAGUAAAUGAACGAACUGGAGGAAAAUAAAGUAUCUGUUUAGCAAUUAUUUUAGAGUGUCUAUUAUACACUGCAGUAUAUUCUGAUACCAUAAUAAGUGAAAGAUUCCGCUCUUAAGAAAUAAUACGUAGGGUUGGUGAAAUGGCUCAGCAGGCAAAAGCUGGGCAACCUGAAUUCCAUCCCAGAACCCACAUAAAGGUGGAAGGAGAAAAACAACUCCACAAAGAUGUCCUCUGACCUCUGUACAUGUGCUGUGGUACCCCCACACACACACACAUACAUACAUACUCCCCCCCACACACACAUACACACAUAAUAAUAAUGAGCAUUUUUAAAAGAAAUAAGAUAUACAAAGAACAAUAUCAAUGACAGGGGAGAUGAGAGUGCUAAUGUGCUGUAGGGAUUUAAAUAGAGAAAAGACUUCUACAUGUUGGAAAGCUCAAAGAAUGUGGCACACACAUGGGGCCUGUGGAAGUAGCAGAAUCAUACAAGGUAGAAACUUGGCUUGCCAAGUAGAGGCUGUGUAAAGUGCAGACUGUGACUGAGAGCUGUCUUCUGGAUAUUUUCCUCUGUGCCUUCCUUCAGGGAAAGCAAGGAGCUAGUUUGACCGGAGCUUAUAAUGUAUGCAUAAUUUACAUGUGGAACAAUAAGAAAUAAUGUCAGGAAAACAGGGGAGGGCUCAGUCACAGAUGGACUCCAGUAUGAAGCCAGCUGGUUCUCCUGGGUUGGGGAGUGAUUAUGGAGGUGAUGAAAGCUUGAGUCAAGGAAGGUUGGACUUGUGAAAAGCUGAGCAGUGGCAUCAUUGCCUGGACAAGGAGCAAACAGGUCACAUACUCACUCCAAGUUCAUUUAGCAUAGUAAGGGGAAAAAAUCCACAGUUACCACAACGCAUGAUUCUUCCUUUCUUCAUCCUAUUUCAUUAUUACUGUGGGGGAAAGAAUGCGAUCUUCUGACAUGCAGACACACAACACAAAGUUCUUUUCAGUCACUUUCAGUUUUUCAGUAAUUAACUUCAACAACCAAAUCUAACAUUUCCCAUCUAUCCAACCUAAAUAGUAAAACCUCAGCUGCCAGAUUGACUCAAGUUGAAUGCUAGACUACUUUAAAACUGGGGAAAAAGCUGAAUGUUGGAAUUGGGCAAAGAAUCCAGAUCUGCUUUUUAGUAAGCUAACAGCUAGCCAAGGGCCUCUAUCCUGGUCAUGAUACACGUCUUUAAAAUACAUGGGGGACAAGGUUGUUCAAUUUAACAGACCCUCCUCCUCCAGAGAAAUAUCUUUAUUCUGCUGAAAAAAAAAAAAAAAAA
This is a messenger RNA of Nannospalax galili (Upper Galilee mountains blind mole rat), 7500 nucleotides long. It is a transcript of the gene Slc7a14, whose product is annotated as solute carrier family 7 member 14. The record is from RefSeq and is a predicted model, not a curated record. Gene Ontology annotation, biological process: transmembrane transport; amino acid transport. Lineage: Eukaryota; Metazoa; Chordata; Mammalia; Rodentia; Spalacidae. The transcript has 8 exons. Bases 406 to 2721 code for a protein of 771 amino acids. Gene Ontology annotation, molecular function: amino acid transmembrane transporter activity. Gene Ontology annotation, cellular component: plasma membrane.